Messenger RNA from Pseudophryne corroboree (corroboree frog), 1046 nucleotides. It is a transcript of the gene PUSL1, whose product is annotated as pseudouridine synthase like 1. Bases 79 to 951 code for a protein of 290 amino acids. Lineage: Eukaryota; Metazoa; Chordata; Amphibia; Anura; Myobatrachidae. The transcript has 8 exons. Gene Ontology annotation, molecular function: RNA binding; pseudouridine synthase activity. The record is from RefSeq and is a predicted model, not a curated record. Gene Ontology annotation, biological process: tRNA pseudouridine synthesis.
AAUGUGACUCCAGGCUGGGGGAAUUGCUGCAGAAAGUGUAGUGUCUCUCUCUGCUGUCAGCUCGGAUGUGCAUAAAUCAUGAGUUCGACCAAAGUCCGAUAUCUAAUAUUCUUCCAGUAUUUUGGGACCAAGUAUUGUGGCGUAAUGAGAGUACCAGAUACUCAAGCUGUUUUAGGAGUUCAAAACUAUUUGGAGAUGGCAGCACAGAAGCUCAGACCCGUUGGCAGUGUGACAUUCUCGAUCUCCAGCCGCACAGACUCUGGAGUCCAUGCGCUCUGUAACUCUGCACAUGUGGAUAUUGAGAGGGGACCAGGAAAGGCUCCAUUCUCCGAGGACGUCUUGGUCAAAGGUUUGAACUUUCAUCUGUAUGCAGAGCCCAUUAGCGUAUUGAAGGCCAUUCAUGUAAGCGAUGACUUCCAUGCUCGGUUUAAAGCGCUGUCCCGUACGUACCUUUACCGCGUUGUGACUGGAUGUAAACAGUCGGAAUUGCCAGUAUUUGAAAGGAAUCUGUGCUGGUCAGCAAGUGUAAGUAGUCUUGACAUGCCAAGGGUCCAGGAAGCUGCACAGUUACUGCUUGGGAAACAUGACUUCAGUGCCUUCGCAUCUACAGAUAAGUCUGCUCCAUUUAAAUCUCCAAUCAAGACUUUGCAGCUGGCAGAUGUCACACCCUCCACCAGCCUCUUGCCAUAUCACUACUGCAGGGACCUACAAUUUUGGGAUUUUACCUUCAAAAGUAAAUCGUUUGCUUACAAUCAGGUCAGGAGGAUGACAAGUGCUCUGGUUGCGGUGGGUCUGGGUCUUCUCUCACCACAACAAAUUAGACUUCAUCUGGAAUCUUGUGAGCCCCUUCUUUUCUCAGGAAGGAUCAUUGCUCCACCCUGUGGUCUUUUUCUAAAAGAAGUUGAGUAUGCCAAGAUAGAUUUAAAGACGGACAAGACUGAGCUGGAAUGAUGUAUGUUGGGGGACAUGUAAAUAUCAGAGACUUUUUGCCUUUCUUAGAGAUGUUAUGGAAUAUACUGUAUUCUUUUAUUAAAUAUUCUUUUUAA